CCUCAUCUUCUUCUCUCAGAUCAUCAUUGCAGUAAUGGUGGAGUAAACAACCUCAAUUUGGCUUUGAAAUGUCCCUCAGAGCCAAGUCCCACACAGACCUGCAGACGACUGGCAGGUUCUCACUGGACGACAGCUUCUAUAAAUCCUUCUCCACGAGCAGCAGUAAUGUCAACAAAGGCAGCUGGUUCAGGAACGAGGUAACAGAAGAGGUUAAAGGUCUUCCCAAGCCAACCAGGCGGCCUGUGCGGGCAGUUAGACCAGUCAGCGCCAUCAACUCCAAUGGCUCCUUUGUUCAGAUUAACCACCUGCAAGGAGAGCUGGUCAGAAAAAGGAAGGAAUGUGAGGAUCUGAGGAAAGAAAACAAGUACUUAUUAAACGAGAUCCACAUGGAGCGGAUUAUGAUGCGCACAGAUAGCGAACUAACCAUGAGGAACCUGAGGAACCUGAACCAGGAGCUGCAGGACCAAAUCAAAGAGCUGAAGCUGAAGCUGUAUCAGUGCCAACAGAGGGCGACAUUGUGUUCCCAUGUAGCAGAUGAGGCGAAGGAGUCCAGGGGGGAAGCGGAGAAGAGCAGAGCCCUGGCUGAGGCCCGGGCCCUUGGGUGUCAGAGGGACAAAGAGGUGGCUGAGGCUGACAGGAAGCGCCUGAGUGAGGAGCUUCAGCAGCUUAAAAAAGAACACAUCGAUCUGCAGCUUUUACAGGCUCAAACAGAGAAGAACUAUUUUGAAACGAAGUUGAAAUUAGAUCGUGUGUCUGGGGAGAAGCAGACCCUGCUACAGGAGAACAAAAGCCUGCAGGAGGACAGAGAUGCCCACCGACAGAAACUGAGACAGGUCACACAAGAAAAUGUCCAAAUUAAAGAGAGUGAGAUGAAUUUGCGGCACAGAGCGACGGUGUCCGAGGAGGCGAGCAAAAAGGCCAACCAGGCUCAGCGGGAGGCUGACGCUGAGAGGCGUCAGGCUGAGAAGGAGAGGCAGGAGAGAGUGGCCGAGUGCCUCAGCUGGAGGGAGAGGCACCAGGAGUUAGCGGAGAGGUUCGCAGCUCAGGAGGACCUGAAGGCUCUGAGGCAGAACAAAGCAUGUCAAGCGAACAUCAAGAGCUACUUCCUGUGCAUGACAGAGAGCGACCAGAGGGUUAAAAUCCUCAGAAAUCAAGAUGGCAACCCGAGAAAUUUCACAGAAGGAGAUCCAGUGUAUAUCUCCACUCCUGAGUCCAGUCCUGAAGAGCCUGAGAGGAGUUCAUCAAGGACCAUGGUUAGAGUCUCUGCACCAAACACAGGGAGGGACCUGGGCCCGACUCACUUCGGCGAGCUGCCGGCCGCCGGAGGGGAGCGGCCCGACUCAGCACCAACGCGCAGGAGCAGGAAGGUGGUCGAUUACUUCUGGAUCCCCACAGACCAGGAGUGAGGGUCAGGUGCUUCCAUGGAGCAGAGGAAGCCUCGGGUUAACUCAAUGAGA
Solea solea (common sole) is the source of this 1457-nucleotide messenger RNA. RefSeq lists its product as uncharacterized. Lineage: Eukaryota; Metazoa; Chordata; Actinopteri; Pleuronectiformes; Soleidae. The transcript has 8 exons. Bases 69 to 1406 code for a protein of 445 amino acids. The record is from RefSeq and is a predicted model, not a curated record.